GCGAGAGAAGAAGAAGAAAACGAAGAAAAGAGAAACGAAGAUCAGAGAAGGCGUGAGUGCGCGGACGCUUAUCGGCGGUUUCAUUCAUCUUGUGUGUGUUUUGUCGGCUGCUGCUGCUCUGCGUUUGGCUUCGCUUACGUUGCCUGCGUUCGCCUUUACUCUAUUUUUUCUUCUUUGUCGGUGUACAUCCUCCUCAGUUAUCUUCGCUUUCUCAUGACCGUCAUUUCAGCCGGUGUGGUGAGCAAGCAAGGCCGCAUCGUGCUCGCGCGCCAGUUCACGGACAUUAGCCGCGUGCGGGUCGAAGGCCUCCUCUCCGCGUUUCCGCGUCUGCUUGACUCCUCGGUGAACAAGCAGGUGACCUACAUCGAUGCCGGCUCGGUCCGCUACGUCUACCAGCCCGUGGAGGACCUCUUCCUGGUGCUCGUGACCACCACCAAGAGCAACAUCGUCGAAGACCUCGAGACGCUGCACCUCAUGGGUCGGCUGCUGCCCGAGUACGUGCCCGAGGGCGUCACCGAGGCCAACCUGGAGCUGCGCGCCUUCGAGGUGUUCUUCGCGCUGGACGAGGUCGUCGUGUGCGGGAAGCGGGGGAACAGCACGGUGGAACAGAUCCGCACCUACCUCGAGAUGGACUCCUACGACGAGCGCAUGGCACUGGAGGAGAAGCAGCGGCAGAUGGAGGAGGCGCGGAAGAUUACCGCGGAGCACGCGCGCAAGAUGCGGGAGCGCAAGAUGGGCGGCGGCCCCACCGGUGGCGCGUACGGCGGCAUCAGCUCGGAGGACCCCAACUACGGCGGCUUCGGCGCCAGCAGCAGCUCCGGCGCCGCAGGCAGCAUGAGCAUGUACGCCGGCGGCGGUGCUGGCGGGGUGGACGGCACCUUCGCCGCGCCGGCCUCGUCCACCUCCAUGCCAGUCACCGCCGCUGCUGCCCCGCGCAGUGGCAUGAGUCUCGGUAAGGCCCGCAAGACCGACAUCAGCAGCAAAAUUCAGAAAGAAAUGGGUGUCACUGCGCUGUCCGUCCCACUCGCGGCCGGUGCGGGGCAGCAACCGCCGUCGAUGGACCUGCCGGUCACCGCCGCCGCCGCGGCACAAGAGGCGGUGAACAUCAUCAUCGAGGAGAAAAUGAGUGCCGCGCUGAGCCGCGACGGGGAGCCGGCGGCGGUCGACAUCAAGGGCGAGCUGACCGUCACAGUGACGGACCCCCAGUGCGACCACGUCAAGCUGAUGCUCACACCGGUCAGCGACGCCUUCACCUUCCGCGCGCACGCCAAGGUAAACAAGGCCCUCUUCGCUAGCGAUCAGGUGCUGACGAUGGCGGACGGCAAGGCGUUCCCGGUGCAGCAGCCGGUGACCAUUCUGCGCUGGCGGCAGUCAAGUGGAGCCUCAACGCCUGCCCCUAUCAACUUCACCUGCUGGCCGGAGCAGUCGAGCAUCACGAUCGAGUAUGAGCUGGCCGACCCGAGCACGCCGCCGCUGCGGCCUGUCCGCCUCGCCAUUCCCCUUUACGGGACGACGCCGCAGGCGGUGCAGCCGUCGUGCGGUACGUGUCAGGUGAUCGCCGGCGAGCAUGUGAUCUGGACGAUGGAUGUGGUGGAGGGCCACCAGAACGCCAGCGGUCAUAUCGAGAUCAGCGUAGACUCGGACCAGGGCUCCAACGGCGAGGAGCUCUUCUUCCCUGUGCAGGUGGCUCUCUCCUCGGAAAUCAGCGUGGCCCACGUUGGUGUGUCGGAGGUGGUGUCGACGCAGAACGGCCAAGCCGUGCGCUUCAGCCAGCAGUCUCGCCUUAUCACGGAUCACGUCUUCGUUCAGUGA
Molecule: messenger RNA, 1812 nt
Organism: Leptomonas pyrrhocoris
Lineage: Eukaryota; Euglenozoa; Kinetoplastea; Trypanosomatida; Trypanosomatidae
Product: putative coatomer delta subunit-like proteindelta-COP putativedelta-coat protein
Exons: 1
Coding region: 214-1812 (532 amino acids)
Biological process (GO): retrograde vesicle-mediated transport, Golgi to endoplasmic reticulum; endoplasmic reticulum to Golgi vesicle-mediated transport; Golgi localization
Cellular component (GO): cytosol; COPI vesicle coat
Source: RefSeq, a predicted model, not a curated record